AUGGCUAGAGUUAAUCGGUUUGGCUUUUUAGCCAUUGCGAUGGCCUUCCAUCUGGUUUAUAUCUACUCAAUCUUUGAUAUUUAUUUUGUGAGUCCUAUCGUGUCUGGGAUGCGCGAAUUCGGUGUAGUGAGGCCAGAUGGAGUAGAAGCUCCAGCAAAGCGUUUGGUGCUUGUCGUAGGUGAUGGUCUACGAGCAGAUAAAGCUUUCCAAUCAUUUCCAGAACCAUACCCCGAAUCACAAGAAGAUCUCGUUCCGCGGCCUCUUGCGCCAUUCCUUCGCUCGCGAGUUCUCGGCCAUGGCACUUUUGGUGUCUCUCAUACUCGAGUUCCUACGGAGUCCCGUCCAGGACAUGUUGCGCUCAUCGCGGGCUUGUACGAAGAUGUCUCGGCAGUUACCACUGGGUGGAAACUCAAUCCUGUGAAUUUCGACAGUGUUUUCAAUAGGAGUAGACAUACUUGGUCAUGGGGAAGUCCAGAUAUCUUGCCGAUGUUUCAAUUGGGUGCUAUGCCAGGCCGUGUCGAUGCAUAUACAUAUUCUGCCGAGGAAGAGGAUUUUUCGAAAGCAGCCCUACAUUUGGAUAUCUGGGUGUUUGACAGAGUAAAGGCCCUUUUUGCAGAGGCUGCUACGAAUGCUACCCUAAAUGCCGCAUUGAGACAGGAUAAGAAUGUGUUUUUUCUACAUCUCCUUGGCCUGGAUACUACAGGCCACGGUUACAGGCCAUACUCGAAAGAAUAUCUAUAUAACCUCAAAAUUGUGGAUGAAGGCAUCAGGGAAAUAACAAAGAUUAUUGAGGAUUUUUAUGACGAUAAUAAGACUGCUUUUGUCUUCACAGCCGAUCAUGGAAUGAGCGAUUGGGGUAGUCAUGGUGAUGGACACCCAGACAACACACGCACUCCUUUAAUUGCUUGGGGAUCCGGCGUCGCGAAGCCAAUUGUACAGACCCAUGGGGUUGCACCAGGCCAUGAUGAGUUAUCCUCAGACUGGGGAAUGGACCACAUUAAUCGACACGAUGUUUCACAAGCAGAUGUUGCAGCUCUCAUGGCAUAUUUAGCUGGCCUUGACUUUCCAGUCAAUUCAGUUGGAGAGUUACCCUUGUCAUAUCUGGCAGCGGAUGUUCCCGAGAAAGCUGAAGCUUUUCUGGCCAACGCCAGAGGUAUUCUUGACAUGUAUCGAAUCAAAGAGGAGCACAAGAAAGCUACCGAGUUGAGAUAUCGACCAUUUGAAGGUCUCGGAGACGAGAACCACACGGCCGAGCAUCGAUUAAUUGAUAUCAGAAGUCUGAUCGACCGAGGUCAACAUGAAGAAGCAAUGCGAGAGACUGCAGAACUUGUAAGACUUGGCUUAGCCGGUCUUCGAUAUCUUCAAACGUAUGAUUGGCUUUUUCUGAGAGCCCUGAUUACAAUGGGAUACCUGGGGUGGAUUACAUUUGCCCUCACCACUGUUAUUGAUCUUCACGUUCUGCAUGGAAAUGCCAAGACUACCAGGACUUUGGCUGGCAGUCUUUUCUUCUCUUCCAUCCUUGUUGCUCUUUUCGCUUCCUUUAUUGUAUCGGAAUCACCUUUGACAUAUUAUGCGUAUGCGAUCUUCCCGGUGGCAUUUUGGGAGGAAGUGUAUGCUCGUCGGAAUGCUCUCGCAGAGGGUGGAAAAGCACUUUUUGGUCAUAUCAAGUCACCUCUCGCUUACGUAGGAUUACUCCUUAAGACUGUAAUUUUCUUAGGUCUCAUCGAAUCUCUUGCAUGGGGCUACACCCAUAGAGAGAUCUUCUCCGUUUUGUUCAUCGGUGCUACUUUCUGGCCGGUGUUUUACGGCUUGGGUUUUUUGAAGAAGAAUAAGGCAUUAAUCCUAACGUGGAUCGCGUCGUGUGUAGCAAUGAGCAGUUUCACAUUACUCCCAGCAAUGAAAAUUGAAGAUAUAGAUCUGAUUCUAUAUGGUGGUGCCUUGAUGGUUGCCGUAGGUGUGUUGUACCUUGCCUUUGAAAAAAAUUUGCUGGCAAAAUCCAAGAUGGCAGGAGACUCCAUCGCGCCAGCCGAUAAUCUUCUAUCCCGCUCACUCAUCGGAGCACAGAUUGGGCUGAUUGUCCUAUCCAUGAUUGUGACGAGAUCUACUGCGAUGUCCUUGCAAGCAAGAACUGGACUUCCUCGAGGCAACCAAAUAGUUGGUUGGUGCUUAAUAGUGGCGUCCCUGGUAAUGCCCUUUUUGCAUCGUCUACAGCCCAACAACCAUUAUCUACACAGAUUGAUGAUUAUAUUUCUGACAUUUGCACCAAUCUUCGUUAUCCUCACGAUCUCGUACGAAGGAUUAUUCUAUUUGGCAUUUUCUGCCACCCUUAUCACUUGGGUUCUCCUCGAGCACGGCAUCUAUAGCUACACUAAUAAAGCGUCAAUAGUCAAGACGAAUGGUGUCCCAGUACCAAAAUUUCCUGCGUCGUUAUCAUCGUCUCCGUUCCGCUCUCUCACAUUGACGGAUGCACGGAUAUCUCUAUUCUUCCUCAUACUUUUGCAGUCUGCAUUUUUCAGCACUGGAAAUAUGGCAUCCGUUUCAUCCUUCAGUCUGGACAGCGUGAAUCGUCUUAUUCCAGUCUUUGAUCCUUUUUCUCAAGGAGCUUUGUUAAUUGUGAAGCUCAUGAUUCCAUUUGCGUUAAUUUCAGCGAAUUUGGGGAUACUGAACAAGAGACUUGGCGUCGCGCCGUCAGCCUUAUUUAUGGUAGUAAUUGCAAUUAGCGAUUUCCUGACGCUGCACUUCUUCUGGGUGGUCAAGGACGAAGGAUCAUGGUUAGAAAUUGGAUCUACCAUUAGUCACUUUAUCAUUGCAAGCUUGCUUUGUCUAUUUGUGGCUAGUUUGGAGGGUGUCAGUGAGCUUUUUAUUGCGGGGGUAGAAGUUGAAGAUAAUUCGAGUCAGCUCGGCAAGGAACGGGAGCUUGGAGGAGUGGUGAUCAGGGAAGAGGAAAAGAAGGUUAAUGGGAAAAUCAAGGCUUCUUCUACGAAUGGGAGAAGUACUUAG
Messenger RNA from Sclerotinia borealis F-4128, 3000 nucleotides. NCBI's taxonomy places the organism in Eukaryota, Fungi, Ascomycota, Leotiomycetes, Helotiales, Sclerotiniaceae. The record is from the annotation of a GenBank genome assembly.